GGUAUUGAACGUGUGGUGGAUAAUAGAGAUUGAUGCUCUCUCACUCCAACAACACUGAAUAAACCCCUCAGACCCUCACCAACAAAACAGCUUUGUACCAAAAAUUGUUUCAUCAUCAUCACCACCCCAACCAAACAAUCAACAUGGCUGCUUCUGACAUCUUCAAGCUUUCAUUCCUGUUGAGUCUUCUGUCAAACCUGAACAUGGGUCUGUGGCCAGACACCCCCCAGAUGAGCUAUGCAGUUUUUCCACCAACAUGCAAUCGCAUAGAGUGCCCCACCUUCCAAACCAUUCAUGUUGGCAAUGGCUUUGAAAUCCGUCGUUACAAUUCCACUGUCUGGAUUUCCACUUCUCCAAUUCAAGAUAUCUCUCUUGUUCAAGCCACCAGGACUGGUUUCCUGAAGCUAUUUGACUACAUUCAAGGGAAGAACAAGUAUGAAGAAAAGAUAGAGAUGACAGCACCAGUGAUCACUGAAGUCUUACCAAGUGAUGGACCCUUUUGUGAAUCAUCAUUUGUUGUCAGCUUCUAUGUUCCAAAGAAGAACCAAGCUGACCCAGCUCCUGCUGAAGGCCUCCAUGCUCAAACAUGGAAACCUACAUAUGUGGCAGUGAGACAGUUCAGUGGCUUUGUAACCGAUACCAAUGUUGGAGAGGAAGCUGCCGCUUUGGAAGCCAGCCUUGCCGGAACAGUUUGGUCCGCUGCCAUUGAAAAGAGCCGCGGUGACAGUUCGGCCACGGUUUACACUGUUGCACAGUACAAUUCUCCAUUUGAGUUUGAUGACAGGGUGAAUGAGAUAUGGUUCCCCUUUGACUUGGAAGAUGAGCUUGCCAUAUAGGUUGACAGAGCAAAAUGAGAUGAUUAUGAUAUAAGACUUUUGAGGAGUUGGGUUAAGCUUCAUGUUGAAAAAUAGGAGCAACUAAUUAUGUGAAAUUUAUGUUGCCACGAAUGUUGUCUAUGACUGAUGGUAAGAAACUCUGCUUUUUGCACUGAAUAAAGUAAGCAUGAUGAAAUAAUUAUUUGGAUA
This is a messenger RNA of Ziziphus jujuba (common jujube), 1025 nucleotides long. RefSeq lists its product as uncharacterized. The record is from RefSeq and is a predicted model, not a curated record. The transcript is spliced from 2 exons. NCBI's taxonomy places the organism in Eukaryota, Viridiplantae, Streptophyta, Magnoliopsida, Rosales, Rhamnaceae. Bases 144 to 836 code for a protein of 230 amino acids.